AUGGAAACAAAGAUUUCCUGCAAGAAGGGAGGUGACCAUUCCUCUCUCUCCCUGCGCCUGCCACUCCUCGCCCUCGGCCUGUCUCUCCUCGCGCCGGCUGCCGUCUCCGCGCGGCUGGUCUCGUCCCCACCUGCCGAUCUCGCCUGGUUCGCCGCGUCUUCCUCGCCUCUUCCGACUGCAUCCCUCGGAUUUCUCGCCGCCUCGCCCGCCAGGGUGUUCUCCCGGUCCAUCUACCCUCACUGCGACGGCGGCGCGCGCUGCGCGAGCGAUGCUUUCCGCGCUUCUUCGCCUUCCGUUCGAGGCGCGGCUGCUGACCCAGGCGUUGCGUCGACAACAAGUUGCUCCGCCUACAAACUCACGUUCGGAGGUCCCGAAGCCGGCGAGACAGAGGGACGCGUGGCUCUUGUGACCGGCGCGAGUCGGGGCAUCGGCAAGGCUAUAGCGGACACGCUCGCGGAAGCUGGAGUUUCCCAUCUUCUCUGCGUCGCCAGGCAACAAGCAGCGUGCGACGAGGCUGCGGCGGAUCUGAGGAGUCGCGGUUUCUCAGCGAGCGGGCAUGCGGUCGAUGUGGGCGACGGACAAGCCGUCUCGGCUCUCUGCGAAGACUUACUGAAACAGUAUCCGCACAUCGACAUUCUCGUCAACAAUGCCGGAAUAACGCGAGACAAUCUCUUCAUUCGCAUGAGCGAUCAAGAGUGGCACGACGUCAUCAACACGAACCUCAACUCGGCCUUCUAUUUCUCUUCCCACAUCAUCAAGCGCAUGGUCAAAAAUAGGUUCGGCCGCAUUAUCAACAUUUCGUCUGUCAUCGGCGUCGGCGGCAACCCCGGCCAGGCGAAUUACGCAGCGUCAAAGGCCGGGAUGAUCGGCCUCACGCGAACGCUGGGGAAGGAAUACGCUAACCGAAACAUCACCGUGAACGCCAUUGCGCCCGGAUUCAUUCGAUCUGCGAUGACCGACAAGAUGCCGGAAGCAGCGAAGAAGCAAGCGCUGUCGCAGAUCCCAGCAAACCGUCUUGGGGAACCUAAGGACGUGGCCGCCCUUGCAGCUUUCCUCGCCUCCGACCAAGCUGGCUACAUCACAGGCAAAGUCAUUCCAGUGGACGGAGGCAUGCUGUUUGGCGGCAACUGA
Neospora caninum is the source of this 1131-nucleotide messenger RNA. RefSeq names its product 3-ketoacyl-(Acyl-carrier-protein) reductase, related. The record is from RefSeq and is a predicted model, not a curated record. Gene Ontology annotation, biological process: fatty acid biosynthetic process. NCBI's taxonomy places the organism in Eukaryota, Apicomplexa, Conoidasida, Eucoccidiorida, Sarcocystidae. Bases 1 to 1131 code for a protein of 376 amino acids. The transcript has 5 exons. Gene Ontology annotation, molecular function: NAD binding; 3-oxoacyl-[acyl-carrier-protein] reductase (NADPH) activity.